ACCGUUUCCCCUCCGACGCUUAAAGGAACCUUUCUUUUUGUUCCGGCCUCACUGGAGCAAACAUGGCGGCAGAGGGAGACGUCGAUUUGGACCUGGAAGCCGACGAAAACUGUACGGGAAAACCGGCAGAAAAGCCUCGGAAACAUGACAGCGGAGCCGCAGACUUGGAGAGAGUCACGGACUACGCGGAGGAGAAGGAAAUCUCCAGCUCUGACUUAGAAACGGCAAUGUCCGUGAUCGGAGACAGAAGGUCACGAGAACAGAAAGCCAAACAAGAGAGAGAAAAAGAGUUGGCCAAAGUCACCAUCAAGAAAGAGGAUGUGGAACUAAUUAUGUCAGAGAUGGAGAUUUCGAGGUCCGUGGCGGAGCGCAGUCUGAGGGAACACAUGGGGAACGUGGUGGAGGCUCUGGUGGCUCUGACCAACUGAACAAACUGCAUUCACACACUGAGACAAUGAGACUGAACCCAGUGGUUAAACUCUUGUGGUGUAACCUUUACCCCCAAAUCUUUCUUUUUUUAAAUAAAAGUGACUAAAGUAG
Molecule: messenger RNA, 540 nt
Organism: Perca flavescens (yellow perch)
Lineage: Eukaryota; Metazoa; Chordata; Actinopteri; Perciformes; Percidae
Gene: hypk
Product: huntingtin interacting protein K
Exons: 4
Coding region: 63-428 (121 amino acids)
Biological process (GO): protein stabilization; negative regulation of apoptotic process
Source: RefSeq, a predicted model, not a curated record